CGGUUACUUCACAGAGGCCGCCAGCAAGGUUGGUUGUGGGUGAAGGUCAUCGGUGGCGCGCGCUGUGGCGGUUGGGAUUGUUGUUGGCUUUUGACGGUUGGCAGCGGGUUCUCGUGCCCUUUUCCUCAAAGCCCCUGUCGGCCAUGGCGUGCGCCUCCUCGCUCUUCGCCGCGGUACCGCUCGCGCCACCCGUCGUCGUCUUCAAGAUAACAGCCGACUUCAAGGCGGACACGCACCCCAAGAAGGUCAACCUGGGAGUAGGUGCUUAUCGUACUGAUGAAGGUCAACCCUGGGUCUUGCCUGUAGUGAGGAAGGUGGAACAGGAGAUUGCUAAUGAUAACAGUCUUAAUCAUGAAUAUGUACCCAUUCUGGGCUUUCCAGAGUACACCAAACUUGCUUGUGAACUAAUACUCGGAAAGGACAGCCCUGCCAUUGCGGAAAAUAGGGUAGGUGGUGUGCAGUGUUUAGGAGGGACAGGUGCUCUUCGAAUGGGUGCUGACUUUCUGCGUCUUUGGUACAAUGGAACUAAUAACACAUCCACGCCUUUAUAUGUUUCUUCACCUACAUGGGCCAACCACAAUGGCGUAUUUGGUGCUGCAGGAUUUACUGACAUACGUAACUAUCGUUACUGGGACCCAGCCAAGCGUGGCCUCCAUCUACAAGGGCUUCUGGAAGACAUGGAGAAUGCUCCGGAAUUUUCCAUUUUUGUGCUGCAUGCGUGUGCACACAAUCCGACUGGUACGGACCCAACACCAGAGGAAUGGAAGAAGAUUGCUGAGGUCAUGAAGAAGAGGUCCCUUUUUCCAUUCUUCGAUGCAGCCUAUCAGGGCUUUGCAUCUGGUGACCUGGAUAAAGAUGCUUGGGCUGUUCGUUACUUUGUGAGCCAGGGGUUCGAGCUCUUCUGUGCACAGUCUUUUUCUAAAAAUUUUGGACUAUACAAUGAACGAGUUGGGAACUUGUGCAUUGUGGCCAAGGACACUGACAAUGUGACAAGGAUUCGCUCUCAAAUGGAGAAGAUAGCCCGGACUAUCUGGUCAAAUCCACCAGCUCAUGGGGCUCUAGUUGUCACCAGGACUCUGAGUAACCCACAGCUCUUGGCUGAAUGGAAAGGUAAUGUGAAGACCAUGGCUGACCGUAUUUUACUGAUGAGAGUACAGUUGAAGGAGAAGCUGCAGAAACUGGGGACACCAGGCACAUGGGACCAUCUCACUCAGCAGAUUGGAAUGUUCAGCUUCACAGGACUCGAUCCUUCCCAAGUUGAUUAUAUGGUAAAGAAGAAGCAUAUCUAUCUCAUGGCCAGUGGCCGUAUCAACAUGUGCGGCUUGACCUCUGGCAACUUGGACUAUGUGGCAGAAUCCAUUCACGAAGCAGUGAAGAACAGCCAGUGCCAGUAAUCUCACUCACUUGACAAUGUGGCCACUGAAGCAACUUGCUUGUAGAUGUGAUUGUGUGUGUGUGUGUGUGUACCUGGAGAGGGAAGGGGGUAUUUUGUUUGGUCUGCCUCCCUCCACUAUCCUCUGCCUAAUUUAACAAGUUAAUUGGUAAAGGAAAGCCCUGGAUUUGAGAAAUAAUAAAGUAAACACAGAGAUGCUCAUUAUUUGAGCUUUCCUUCUUGGCUCAGUAUCUUUCCUGAUUUUAUCCUUACAAUUACACUUUUAAUUAAAAAAUAAUAGAUAUGCUUAAGAAUGUUUCAGAUGAUGCCUGUGAAUUUUAACAGAAAUGAACAAUUCGUGUCCAGUCGCAUCUAUUUUUCUCUUUUUCUCUGUUCUUACCCCACUUCCUUCUUCCACCUUUACCCCCAUAUCCCAGGCUUAUUAAAUAGCCAGCUCCUGUAUCACUUAGCUUCACGUUCUUUAUCUGCAUAAUGCCUCUGUAUUUCUGUAAGUGUAUAACAGGACACUUGGGUUUACAUAAAUGGAAGAGAUUUUCAGUAUAAAGGCACAAGAAUCAUGUUGAACUAAUGAACCCUGGGUUCCAAUGAUGUAGCUUAAAACAUAUUAAAAGUUCUCCAUUAAGAUGAACAGUCUGGGUCAAUGAACGAUCUGUGAUAUGAUCCAUUUUUGAAAAUGCAUGAUUCAGACCAAUGUUUCUAUAACCACGUGAAAGCACCCACGUGAAAACACUCUUGCUUGAUGCAAAGCAAGGAUUUGAAUCUCUUUCAAGAAACUUCCACUCUCUGUUUCCCAAAUGACUGCUCCAGAGCAGACAGUCUACUCUAUGUACCCGUUAGAUUGGCUAGAUUUUCAUUUUUUUUUGAUUGGACAACUAACUGCAAAUGUAAUCAUUUGUAGAAAAGCAGCUAAUCACUUCUUGUCUUUUUAAAAAUGAAUGUUUUCCUUUAAAGUCCUUCCUAAGUGCAGUUUCAUGAUCAAAAAUAUCUCCCUUUCUAAGUAAACAAACCCUCCAACAAAAGGUGCCAAAAAAAAUUAUGUUCUAAUUUCUGUUUCCAAGGUUUUGCCACGAAAAAAAAAGGCAUUUUCUUUUUUUAAAAUCUAGACUUUUUUGUGAUAAUUCAAAAAAUGUUACCACAGGAGUGGUAUCAAGAUGGAUGAUGUUAGGGAGGGUGUAUAUUGUUCGAAUGGAACCACAAUCACGUAUUGUGCAGAUGUUUGAAGACAUCAGUCCACAAGCUACGUUUUGAUAGCUGGAAGGUCGGGCUUCCCAGUGUAGGCAUCGUGACACCAAGUGUGUCUUGACCUGCAAGGCAGUAAGGGCCGAAGCUGAGCUCCACCUUCUCACAGGGUUUCCCUCCCAUCCUGUCACCUUUAUACAGGCCAACUUGCUCCUUCACACCCCUGCUCUCUCAGUUCCCACUGAAGGGUUGCAACAAUUUUCAGGCCUCAUAAUAGGUUAAGUGAGAAAAGUAGCGAAUGUGAAGUGUAGACAUAAGGUUGCAUCUGGAAGACAUGAUGCUCACAGUAAUUAUUAGACAACAAAUUAAGCCAAAAAGCUUUCUCCUUGAAGAAAUGACGUUAGUGACAAGUGUUUGGAACAUCUGACAGCAUAUUAUAAUAUUCAAGGUACAACUGCUGAUCAAGUUCUAAAUAUGCUAAAAUUGUCCAGUUUUGAGCACCUAGAAUGAGCCAAUUAUCAGUUACCCGUCCAAUCUUGGAAAAUGAAAAGCAAAUUCAGUUUUUUAUUAUAUAGAUAUGAGGUGUCAGAAUUGAUGAAUAGAGUGAUGAAUAGGUUCCGAUUGCAGCAUAUUAACUAGUGUGGACCGAAAGACUGGCAGAGUAGGAUACUGUACCAACACUUUCCAUGAUUCUAAUUUAUAUAGCAAGUAUUAAAUGAGUUGAUAACUAUCAGAUAUCCUUGAAGUUUUGCACAUUAAUCAUAUGGACUGUGUAGCUAAUAAUGUGCCAAGAUUGGUGACUGUUGUCUGGAAUAAAGUUUACGGUUUCUGGUCCACUUCCCAAUGAUGCAGUUUUAAAUCUAUAACUGUUGACUAGUAAUGGUACUAAGAUUAAUUAAGUAGAAGAUAGUGGGCAUUGGUAAUACCAAAUAAUAUUUUGAUCUUCUGAUUAACAGCUAAUGAAUGUAACCAGAUUGUGGUUGACUGCAUACCAUCAUGCCACCUUCCAGUUGCUACAGGGAAGACUGUAUUUAUCAUGUUGACUGUAAUUUCUGUGUAGUAACACUUCAUUUCUAAUUUAAUCAUUAUUAUAAUGACCCUUUGGUUGGUAUUGAGCAGAGAAAAAUUCAUCUUCAGUUAUUUGCUUGUGACCAUCUGAUAAAAUCCUCUGUCUGACAUUUAAUUGAUUUUUAGCAUUUGGUAAUUUAUUGAAUUGCUAUAAAUCAAAAAGCAAGUGCACUAGUGAUCCAAUCCUAUUAUGUAUACGGUUGUCAGCUUCUUAUAUGAAUGUCUCUAAAAGACUCUAUGGAAUGUAUAUAAAUGUGGAUAAUCAACAAUUUCAUUUAAUUAAUCUAUAAGAUGUAACUGGUCACAUUAAAAGCAACACAACAUUUAAAAAAAA
This is a messenger RNA of Chiloscyllium plagiosum (whitespotted bambooshark), 3974 nucleotides long. It is a transcript of the gene got1, whose product is annotated as glutamic-oxaloacetic transaminase 1, soluble. Lineage: Eukaryota; Metazoa; Chordata; Chondrichthyes; Orectolobiformes; Hemiscylliidae. Gene Ontology annotation, molecular function: pyridoxal phosphate binding; L-aspartate:2-oxoglutarate transaminase activity. Gene Ontology annotation, biological process: L-aspartate biosynthetic process. The record is from RefSeq and is a predicted model, not a curated record. Gene Ontology annotation, cellular component: cytosol.